CAUAUACCUCUACUAUAUUAUGUGAGAAAUAAAAGAAAUUCAUAAUUUGAUAUGCAUCCAGAUGAAUGCUCUUUUGCCCUCUGUUUACAAGACUGCUAGGAUAUCCUUUUAUGAAGGAGGCUGCCUUGGAUACUGACAUACAGCCACGGGCUCAAGAGCAACAGUAUACAAGACCCAACUUUGUCAUGAGCUCUUCUGUCCAGUUGGGUUGAUCUCAUAAAGAAGCUGAAGUCCUCAAAUGAUUGUGCUGAGCAUCCCUACACUAACAAGCAGAAGGGAAAACUUGCGAUGGCAGGACAGAAUCCCAGUGAGACUCCACCCCCAUCUCUAGUGUGUGUUCUGUGCCUUCAGGAUGAUAAUGAUGUGGAUAGACUUGGGGAGAAGCUGAAAAAAGGCAGUUUCUGUGUCCAUCAUUAUUGUCUAAUCUUUGCCAAUAAACUCAAGAGAAAGGGCAAGAAACGGCAAGGCUUUCAUGGCCACCUCUUUGCUGACAUAAGGAAGGAAGUAGAACGUGCUGCUAAGCAGGUCUGUUGUGUGUGUGGUGAAUAUGGAGCAGCCACCAGUUGUGGAGACAUAGGAAACUGCCAGAGGACUUUUCAUUUCCCCUGUGGCCAAAAGCAUGGCUUCAUAUCACAGUACUUUGACCCGUACAGAGCAUUCUGUUAUCAGCAUGGACCAACUCAAAGCCUCCCAUCAGGAGAGGAAGUAAUGGGGGAAGCUAGCUGUGUGAUCUGCUUUUCCUCCCUUGAGAUUUAUACAUCCUAUGAUGUUCUUCAGGCCCCAUGCUGUUACCGCUGGCUCCACAGAGCCUGUGUACAGAAAUACGCCUUCAGUGCUGGAUUGUUCUGCUUCAAAUGUCCCUUUUGUAACAAUCAGGACACAUUCCCUGAUGAAAUGAAGAGGAUGGGGAUCAAUAUUCCUAGGAGGAAGCCAUCAUGGGAGACUGAGCCAAAUGCCUUCAGUGACUUGUGUCUCCAGGAGCCCAGCUGCGAUGUGGAGAUUUGCCAGUGCCCAGAUGGAAGAGAUCAUUUCAGGGUCAGAAGCAAAUGGGCUUUGGUCCUGUGUGAAGAAUGUGGAGUAAAAGGGACCCACCGUCUCUGUUCAUCAUUAAAUGAGGAAUCCCCGUGGCUUUGCCAGGAAUGCAUGGAAACUCUCUGCAGGCAAAUUGAGGCUGCCACCCCAAGUGACCAGGUGGAUGUGGGAAUGGCCUCCACCAGCGAAGCCUGCAGGCAUGCACUGAAGAGGACGUUGCCUCCAGAGUGAAACAGGAAAAGUAGCAACAACAAUGCCAGGGCUGCCACAAGGAGACUGGGACCCUAGGAGGCUCCAGAGAUUUCCACAAAACUGGCUGGUCCCUUCGUCUCAGAUGGAUUUAGACAUGACAUUUGCUGAGGAAUCCUCCAAGCAUGUAGUGAUGUGGGCUUUGUUGCUAAAAGGAAGGUUGGGAUGUGGCUUCAGUUAUGAGGGGAGAAUGAAAGCUCCCUUGUCACAAUAAAAGACAACUGGUCACACUAUACUUCCCCACUUCCAGAAGAAGAGACUGUUCAAUGGGCACUCAGAAACCAAAGGUCUUCCACGCUACAUUGAGAGCCCAGUAUUACAGCCAGGACUUUUGAUACUAUGACUAUUAUUCUCACAAUCUUUCCUGUAGAACAUUUUCUAAUACAAUAUCAUAAAUGAAGCUGGACUUUAGCAGGUCACACCUUGAGAAAUACAUUAGCUUUGUGUCAUUGCUUGCUCACUUUGGGUAAGCCUGGCAGUGGGCCAGCCAAGUCAAAUUGAUGCUUGAACCUGGGAGCACCCAAGGGUGUGCCUGUCCUCAACUGGAAGGGAUAGAUGAGGUAGGCAACAGUGUUGUGAGAGGGACACCUGUGAUUUGAGCUUGGGUCCCUCUUUCCUCUAUAGAGUCAGCUCCACACCAAUGCUUCUAAGUUACAGUUUAUUAAAUUAUAAUAUAUAUACUAUCCUUAACCAGUAUAUAAAGGUAAAUAUCUCGGUAGGUAUCACCCAACAAAUAAAGGAAAACUUCUGGUAAGUAUUUCCAGUGAUAUCAUUCAACAACACUACAGGUAUACAGAUAAAUAUUUACAAAUGGUAAGCUAGGAACCACCUCCUGGGACCGCUUGUCCCAAUGAGCAGCCCACUUUGGGGAUGGCCUUCUCAACCCUGCGCCCUACAGAGGCCUGGUGCAACUGGUGAGUCCUCAGGAUGUCCGUGCGAGGAGGCGGAUACUCAGAUGGGUGGACCAGGUAAAUUAGGGUCAACAGGUAGUUCACAGGGAACCCAGAGGAACCAUUGGCAGAGUACAACCAGGUAGAAAAAAGGAAGCGGGGGGGAGGGGGCAAGGUGCGAGCAGGCA
Molecule: messenger RNA, 2359 nt
Organism: Alligator sinensis (Chinese alligator)
Lineage: Eukaryota; Metazoa; Chordata; Crocodylia; Alligatoridae
Gene: PHF7
Product: PHD finger protein 7
Exons: 11
Coding region: 289-1263 (324 amino acids)
Cellular component (GO): nucleus
Source: RefSeq, a predicted model, not a curated record